GAUUGUCAGAAAUGAGUAUCGAAAAUCAAAAUUCCUUCAUGGCAAUAAGGAGCAAGCGAGUUAGCUAAUGUCGUAGAUGGCGGGAGUGAUCUCGUGUGAUAUAACUGUGUUAGCUUAGUUUUUAAAUUUUUAGUGUAAAAAUAGUUAUUAAAAUGACUAGAGCUAAAAUAGAACUUGGCGACGUGACACCCCACAAUAUCAAGCAACUAAAGAAGCUGAACACAGUCGUGUUUCCAGUAUCCUACAAUGACAAAUUCUACAAAGAUGUUUUAGAGGCCGGAGAGUUGGCGAAGCUAGCUUAUUACAAUGAUAUCGUAGUGGGAGCCGUCUGUUGUAGGAUAGACACUACGGAGAACUCCAGAAGAUUGUACAUAAUGACCCUGGGAUGUUUAUAUCCGUACAGAAGACUAGGCAUAGGUACUUUGAUGGUCGAACAUGUGCUCAAAUAUGUGGAACAGGAUGGUAACUUUGAUAGCAUUUUCUUACAUGUUCAAGUAAAUAAUGAAGGGGCUAUUGACUUCUAUAAAAAGUUUGGCUUUGAAAUUGUAGAAACAAAAGAGCAUUACUACAAAAGAAUAGAACCUGCUGAUGCCCAUGUAUUACAAAAAACAAUCAGAGAACCACAGACAACUGCUCCACUAGUUAAUGGAUCUGUGCCUCAUGCCAAGACUAAUGGACUUGAAGUUGAUUGAAUGCGGGAACAUUUUAUAUCCAAGUCCUAUGCAGAUAUCAUGGUGAAAAAAAGUGAUAAGACAUAAGUUAUAAGGAUUGUAUACAAGUCAAUGUUUAUCUCAACUGAAUGGAAAUUAAGUUAUCUGUAAAGAACAGGUUAAUCAUAGGUUGUGGUUGUGGAUAUAUGAUGCCAUAGAGUUCACGGACUGUAAUCUCAUCAACUUCAAGACCUGCUUUGUAUAAAUAUGAUGUGCUCACGUUGAUGAAAGAACUAUUACAAUGGAAUUUUUUAAUACAUGCUUUGUAUGGCAUAAUAAUCUAGUAAUAUCUUUAACUCUCUGAAUUUUUAGUAACAUAGAAUUUGUAAGAAUUAGGAUGUGGAUAAAUAUGAUAUACCAAGAAUAUUUAGUUCUAGACAUUUUUUUAACUACACUU
Papilio machaon (common yellow swallowtail) is the source of this 1107-nucleotide messenger RNA. It is a transcript of the gene san, whose product is annotated as probable N-acetyltransferase san. Gene Ontology annotation, biological process: mitotic sister chromatid cohesion. Lineage: Eukaryota; Metazoa; Arthropoda; Insecta; Lepidoptera; Papilionidae. Gene Ontology annotation, cellular component: NatA complex. Bases 153 to 692 code for a protein of 179 amino acids. The record is from RefSeq and is a predicted model, not a curated record. Gene Ontology annotation, molecular function: acyltransferase activity, transferring groups other than amino-acyl groups. The transcript is spliced from 3 exons.